UGUCGGAAACCAUUUUGCUUGUUUAUCCGCCUACUUCUCUUGACAACCGCUCCCCUCAAGAUCCUCUGCUCUUAUUUUCAUUUCCCAAAUUCCACAAGUUCAAUUUCCAAUCCACAAACUUGAUUUCAAACCGCCUCCGCAUCUUGGGAAUUCCCAUCAUAAUUUAGAUAUCUCAUCGAAAUGGACAAUAUACCACCUAGGAUAUUAAUCCCCCAUGGAGAUUCCUUCAAGCCUCCACCAACAAGGAGGGGAAAAAAUGGCGAACGUCGCAGAGUCACUCAAGCAUGUGAUCAAUGUAGAACGUAAGUUUCCAGAACUCACUCCCCCUUUGUUGCACAUACACUCAUGUGGUGGCAUGAAUUUGUCGUAGCCUUGUUGACAAUUUCGCAGCGCAAAACAAAAGUGUUCUGGUAAUACACCUUGCGUGAAUUGUAUCACCGGUCAACGACCAUGCUCAUACGACCUUCCCUACACCCGAGGCCGCAGAGUCCAAAUACAACUGAAUCCAGCUGUGGAACAAAAUCUGAGAUAUUCUAGCUUCAACGAUGGACUCAUCUCUGUAAAUCCUGGCUCUUCUCAACAAGAGCAGAGAGAAAUACCACCAAUGAUUGGUCCAUAUGGCCGGGUUGUAAUUACUGCCCAAAUGAUGGCACCGUAUCAAGAGCAAUUCAACAAGAGCUCGAAUGCUACUUUCUUCCAUGGGACCCAGCAAAGACUUGAUAUGCCACGCAAAGAUUCUCAUGUUCCUGUCUUUGCAUUUGGUGAUUUACCAAUGGUGGUCGGCCGAGCUGGAAUGGUUGCUCUACCAAAUAAAGAGGUUGGUGCUAUACUAGUUGCAACUUAUUUUGAAAAGGUUUCUCCUAGCUUGCUCUUCCUUCACAGACCGAGUGUCGAAAGCUGGACAAUGGAUGUACUAUCCGAUGAUGGCUAUAUUUUGCACAAAAAUGAGCUCAAAAGCAGGAAUGCGGCAGUUUUUUUGAUAUUUGCUUCAGCUCAGGCUUACAACGCAGUCCCAGAACCAACAGAUACAAGGUUAGCGGACCAACUCCUUUCUGUUCUUUUGCUAAUAUUUCUAUCACCAACAGUAUGCACCACUUUCACUUGGCGGACGAGCAAUUACAAUCCGAAACUGGUCCACCUCAGCUAGUUAGUAUUCAAGCUCGACUCCUACAAUGCUACUAUCUUCUAGCCAAAGGCAGAAUCAAUCAAUGCUGGAGCACUUUUGGCACCGUCGUCAGCUUAAUAUUCGCACUUGGAAUACAGAGAAAGCAUAGCCAUAAAGAUGUGGUCAGUCUGAUUGAUAUUGAGUGUCAAAAGCGAGUCUUUUGGGCAGCUUUUAUCCUGGACAAAUAUUUGAGUUAUGCCUUGCAUAGACCACAGCUUAUUGAGCUGGGAAAUACUGAUCAGGUAAGCUAUACCUUUCUGCCAGCAAGCAUGCGAAUUUUUCGCAUACUCUUAGUUAUGCAAACCUGUAUAUUGUUUAUUUAUGUUGCUCGUUCCUUCCUUAGAACAAGAAGUGUCUGCAAUUAGACUAGGAAAAGGACGAAACAAUCUGCUUAGUCGACAAUUAGUCAUCAACUUCACUGUGGUCUUCGGGACCUUUGUUCCCUCGACCGGUGUCGAAGACAAGAUGGAAGCAUGAUAAACUUGUUCAAAUGUAAAACGUCACUAACAAGCUGAUUAGGAUGUGCCAAAGCUCAUCAAGGAAAAACAAUCUACACCUUCCAUUCUCAUACCUGCUUCUCAAGAUACUCUGUCCAAAAACUUUGCAUCCAAUCUCCAAAUCGAGUAAUUUAUUCUUCCUUCUGUUGACUUGACUUGAGUGUGAUUGCUAACUAAAACAAAUAGGCUUGCAAUCAUUAUUAGCAAAAUCUUAAAGAAUAUUUAUGGAAUUCGGAAACCAGACAUCAAGAGGCAUUUAGAAUUGGCCAGGGCUUAUAAGAAUGAUAAACUCAAGGCCUGGAAGAAUAAAGCCGCUCUUUUGAUCGAUGCCGACCCCCACACUUUGUCCGAGAUUUACAAGCGUCAAAGAACGGAGCUCUUACUGGCAUAUAACCAUGCUCACCUUCUUUUGCUUCGCGAUUUCAUUCUCGACGCGGCAACCAAUGAUGAAGAUCUCAUGGAUGAAAUCGAUGGAAUGAUAAGUGAUCUUGUGGAUGCUUGUAAGAAUAUUUGUCAAAUAAUCGAGCCGCUUUCAGAAUACUGGACCCGAAGUGGGAGUAUACAGGAAACUCAGCCCCAUGGAUUAGUUCCAUCAUUCCCAUUCCGAAGUGCUUGGGUAAGUCUCGUUUCUCUAUUCCUUUCUUUCUUCCCUUUCCUUAAGCUAGACACACACAACUAACCUCUAUAUAAAAACCAGUUCACACAAUACGUCAUUUACUCUGCCGCCGUAGUCACCUACAUCAUGAGUCAACAAGACCCAGAAUCAUCAACCAAAUCCAGCAGCAUGGUCCUAAAGAAAUCUCGGCUCCUCCACGAAGCUCUCAGAACCAUUGCACAACCCGGUACAUUUAUCGCUGAAUGUGUUUCAGUCUUGGACGAACUAAAAUAUGCGACCAUUGCGGCUAUUGAGCAUCAUUUAUCUAUGAAAUACAAGGCAAAGAUUGCACAAAACGGGGAGAAUGGUAAAGGUGGUGAGGAUGAGGAUAUGGGUGUUGAUGUUAAUGUUAGGAAUGAUGGUCGUAGUGUUUGUUUAGGUGGUGGUCCGAAUGGAUAUGAGAGAGAGGACACGGAAAUGAGUAUGGGAAUGGGUAUGAAUAUGGAUAUGCGCAGAGAUGGAGGUGAUGGGUAUGAUGGGAGAAUUCCGAUCAUGAAACGUAUCAAAGACUGGGGAUUUUCAAGACUCACGGGCUAUCAUAUUCGAGAUUGAUAGAUGUUGCAUGGGAUGAUUGGGAUUUGUGAUGGCAGGUCCAUAUUUUUUGUCUUGGUUGCGGGUUUGACAUCCACUUCGACUUGAUACAAUACCGAUCAUAUAUCUCACUCUGAACUUUCCAUAUCUAUUUCAAGGUUGAGUUGGGUUGGGUUGGGAGGGAGUUUUAACAGUGCUGGCAUUACAUGAGGGUAUCUGCAUCUGCAUAAGCGUCAUUUCUUCGGUUUUGUUUUUCGGACCAUACUACUUUGAUUCUUUUAGUGGACAGACAAGCAGGCGCAGAAGGAGCAUAGGUAUUCACAAACACUGGUAAAUGGCUAAGAGAUACCCAUUAUUGUAUUACUUCACGAUGCGUUAUGAUAUGAAUCAACGACUUGCAGGACAUUUUAGAUAGGUGUUU
Molecule: messenger RNA, 3269 nt
Organism: Sclerotinia trifoliorum
Lineage: Eukaryota; Fungi; Ascomycota; Leotiomycetes; Helotiales; Sclerotiniaceae
Source: the annotation of a GenBank genome assembly